Messenger RNA from Aspergillus homomorphus CBS 101889, 1295 nucleotides. RefSeq names its product deoxycytidine monophosphate deaminase. The transcript is spliced from 7 exons. The coding region runs from base 105 to 1157 and encodes 350 amino acids. Lineage: Eukaryota; Fungi; Ascomycota; Eurotiomycetes; Eurotiales; Aspergillaceae. The record is from RefSeq and is a predicted model, not a curated record. Gene Ontology annotation, molecular function: hydrolase activity; zinc ion binding.
AAUUAAGCAGACAUUGAGGUGUAUCGUCACGGGUGCUUCUCGGCACUCCUCUACUCCGCCAACCUCGUACCAUCAGCACCCUUUGAACUAUCAAGUUCUGAGACAUGUUAAUCGGCUUGUGUGGAGGUAUAUGUUCUGGAAAACAUGCUGUUGCCGAGUACCUCAUCCAGGAGGAAGGCUUCCAACUCCUAGAACUGAAACAUAAGGAGAUUGCUGGAACAUUGCACGAGUCUGAAGAUGAUUAUCGAUUUCAGCCCUCGGGCUGUGCGCAGAAGGAAAGUAGCUCUUCGUCAAGAAUAGAAUUUGAGAAUGCGGAAGCUCUCUUAGAUUUUGUAACCAAAAGGUGGCAGGGGCUUUGGGUCACGACAGAAAUAUGGGAGUCCGCUGUUCUUGAUCGUUUUCUCCAGCGUCCCUUUUUUCUUUUAGUGAGCAUCGAUGCACCAGUGAGUCUUCGAUGGAAACGAUUUGUCGAUAGACGUCGAAAGAUGCAGCUCAACCCCCCAACCCUUGAAAAAUUCGUUCUCUGGAGUGAUCAACACCUCUACGACAAAAGCAUUGGGCGUGUUUAUCUCACCGACCGGGCCCAGGUUCGAUUGUUCAACCCCUCUUCAUCGCUACAGGAAUUGCACAAAGCUCUCAAAGCUAUCAACCUAGCUGAUGAGGAACGGUUACGUCCGCACUGGGACCACUAUUUCAUGGAACUAGCAUCUCUCGCAGCACAGCGCAGUAACUGCAUGAAGAGAAGGGUUGGGUGUGUACUUGUUCGAGAGCGUCGCGUUAUAAGUACAGGAUACAAUGGCACUCCACGGCACCUGACUAAUUGCAAUGAAGGUGGAUGCCCAAGGUGUAACAGUGGGGAAGGGGGAGGUCGAGGCUUGUCCACAUGUCUUUGCUUGCACGCGGAAGAAAAUGCGCUGCUUGAAGCUGGGAGAGAGCGUAUUAGGGAAGGCACCAUACUGUAUUGUGAUACAUGCCCUUGCUUGACCUGCACAGUCAAGAUUGCCCAAGUAGGCAUUUCUGAGGUUGUAUACUCGCAGGGGUAUAACAUGGACAAUGAUAGCGCGGCAAUCCUUAAAGAUGCCGGUGUACGGCUUAGGCAGUUUUCUCCGCCUCGCAAUGGCCUGAUCUACCUUGAGGGUUCCGAUAGUAGUGCAUGAAUUACCGAUGAAGGAGAACCAGUGCUGCGCGGUCACCGGUGUGCUUCUACAAAACCAGAAACCAGUCACAAUGACUUCUUGUUAUUUCCAUUCCAAUUCCAAAAGCUUAGUGAUGUCAUACUUUCUUGCAUAGCAACC